Schizosaccharomyces osmophilus is the source of this 2289-nucleotide messenger RNA. It is a transcript of the gene atg13, whose product is annotated as autophagy associated protein Atg13. Gene Ontology annotation, cellular component: cytosol; phagophore assembly site; Atg1/ULK1 kinase complex. The coding region runs from base 1 to 2289 and encodes 762 amino acids. Gene Ontology annotation, biological process: autophagosome assembly; mitophagy; protein localization to phagophore assembly site. Lineage: Eukaryota; Fungi; Ascomycota; Schizosaccharomycetes; Schizosaccharomycetales; Schizosaccharomycetaceae. The transcript is spliced from 3 exons. The record is from RefSeq and is a predicted model, not a curated record.
AUGCCCAGACCUACGACGCACCUUCCCCCAAUGUAUUCGGCUCCUGACGGAAAUAUUGGGGCCUCUCCGAUUGAAACUUCUAGAGACAAUUCCUCUGUAGGGGGAAAAAGUGCCAAGAUCGGGCAAGUGAUUCACCAUUGCUUUUACAAGACAGGACUAGUGAUAUUAGAGUCACGACUCAAUAUAGCUGGGAGCAGCUCCUCUCGAGAAGGAACUAAAAAGAAUAAAUGGUUUAAUUUGGAAGUUAAUGAAACAGAUGUGUAUGCUGACCAGUUUAAAUUAUGGAAGUCAAUUGAUAUGACUGCCGACCGAAAGAUCCCUCCGAUGGUAUUACAUACGUAUUUGGACAUGUCGGAUUUGUCUAGAAAUCAAAAACUGUCUAUAUUUGAUGGAAAGCAACAUCAUGUCAUCGAUUUAAACCGUACUAAUGCUUCAAAAAUCGUCCUUGAACGUUGGGUAAUAUCAUUGGAUGGCGGGAGCUCUUCCACUUCCGUUGAAAUGGCCGUAUUAUACAAAAAAUUAGUUGUCCUUUUCCGUUCUUUAUACACCUAUACUCACAUUAUGCCUUUAUGGAAGCUAAAAAGUCGCAUCAAUAGACUUCGAGCUCACAAUGCUUCUUUAAAGGUCGGAUGCGCUCUUUCAACGGAUAAUUUACUUCACGAAGAUUUUAUUCCUAUUAAUGCAGUCCUCUCUCCCACGUUAGGAAACAGCAUUGCUGCAUAUUCAUUCAGCCCUGUAAACACUCCUAUGGGAAAUUUUCGUAUUUCGGUACAAUAUCGAAAAGAUUGCCAUUUUCAAUUCCAUAAUCCUGAUGCUAUGUUAUCCAAUCAACUUCUUUCUGCUGAUCUGCCCAGUAUUGAAUCUCAUUUUGAUAGGAAUCAAUCGACUACAGAUGGUGGAAAUCAAUACUUACAUCCUCACUCAUCUUCGUUAGUUCGACGGCAAUCGAAAUCGAAUGAUCCGAAUUUGCUUUUGGAAUCUGAGAUACAACAGCUCGCUAGUGUUGAGUCAAUAACUGCUCAUGCUGCUCCUCUUGUUUCUAUACAUCCUUUUAAAUCCCCUUCACUUUCUGCUUCUCCGGGAUCCAAUUUGGAUACAAUGUCCAUAUCUCCAAAAGUUGCUGUUAAUCGAUAUAUUCAUCGUGGGCCUUCUUGCUCUUCAUUAAAUAGGGUUUCCGUUAUUUCAGAAAGUUUAAAUAAAUCGCGGCCGAAAAUGCCCAUUCUUCCUAGUUCUGGUAGUACCGGUUUAAGUGGCAACGAUUUUCACAAUCACCCGAUGCUUCGACGAUUCAGCAGUAGUUUUGUACCAAAGGAACGAAGAGGAAGUACUAGUUCAAGAGCUCGAUUACAGUUGGCGGCUAACCAGCCCAUUCGUAGUGUUCAAAAACACGACAGUUAUGAAACCAGUAGUGCAGAUCGAAGUGGCCAAGUCGCUGAUGAGACUGAAUAUGCACCACGAGAUGAUUUAAGUGGAUUCAUACAGCUAUUAGAUAAUCAUGCUCAACAUUUACAACACUAUGGUGAAAGCAAGUCAGAAUCUUCUUCUUUGGGAAAGCCGGGGGAUCCGAUUUUGAAUGAAUCUCCUCGUUUAGGACCACGUAAAAUAUCUGAAAGUAGUAACGAGUUGUUCGGUUUUGAGUCUUUUACUCCAAAUCCAAAUACUGCAGUUACAGACGAUAAAGCGUCAGCUCCAAAGGAAGAUUUGACUAACUCGAAUCAUCAUAUAGUGCAUGACCAUACUUUAGGUGCAUUGUGCUCGAGACUUUCUUUCUCUGAGAAACCCGCUGAUUCUGUUAGUUUGUCCCCCUUGUCUCCUGCAUACAUGCCACAAGGGACUACCGAAGGUAGCGCUCCAGCCUCACUUCCAAUUUCGUUUGAUAAGAGUGAGAAAAAUUUGGUAGCUCCUGCUACUUAUCCCAUACUGGAACAACGAGAGACAAGUAGGAGUACUUCUUCUUCGGUGCCGCCACGUUUCGAAUAUCAGACAAGUUUGUCAAAAUCUCUGGACCAUUCUUUGACGUCUACAAGCUAUCAACCUACGAAGACUCCCGCACCUUCGUUUGUGCUCGAGUCAAAUCUUUCUCACCAGUAUCCAAACCAACAUUAUGAUUCCAUGCCUGAGAAUCAUCAAACUGUUGCUCCUUCAACCCCUGCUUUUGAAUAUUUAAAUGAACAUAAUGCAAAUUAUGAUGACGACCUACUCUUUGCGAUGACCGAUAUGGCUUUAGAAACUCACCCUACAACUACCUUACGAAUCGGAUCGAAGGAUAAUGAAGGAAUAAUGAAGUGA